Rhizopus microsporus ATCC 52813 is the source of this 1360-nucleotide messenger RNA. Its product is annotated as DnaJ-domain-containing protein. The record is from RefSeq and is a predicted model, not a curated record. Bases 70 to 1308 code for a protein of 412 amino acids. Lineage: Eukaryota; Fungi; Mucoromycota; Mucoromycetes; Mucorales; Rhizopodaceae. The transcript is spliced from 5 exons.
CAAAAAUCAGUCAUUGUCCUUUCCUUGUGUAUCACUGUGUCUUUUUCUCUUCUUUUUAUAUAUUUCAACAUGACUAAAAUAUUUGAAUCAAGGAAACCUGAGCCUUAUAUCAAAUCCUCUUGCAAGCAGUGCAUAACGCCAAUAGAGUUUUAUCCUGAAGGUAUAAAGACUGGACAAAAAGUAUCUGUCAAAUGCUGGGCUUGUAAUCAAGUGGAUCAAUAUGAAGUGACGGAUCCAACAAAGACUACAAAUAACAACAAGACAAAGAUACCUAAAAUGAAAGGAACAGACCAAAAACCUGUGUCAACUGAAUAUUACGAUUUACUUGGAAUAAACCCUUUAGCAAGUCCAGAAGAGAUCAAGAAAGCAUACCGUAAAAUGGCAGUUAAAUACCACCCAGAUAAGAAUCAACAUGAUCCAUCAGCAGAAGAAAAAUUCAAACGCAUCUCUGAAGCAUACCAAAUUCUUUCAGAUCCAAAACUACGAAAGAGAUACAAUGAAUAUGGCCAAGAAAACGGUGUGAAGCCAGAUGGUGGAUUUGUUGAUCCUGAGGACUUUUUCAAACAGUCAUUUGGUGGUGACCGAUUCUUUGAUAUUAUUGGAGAAAUUUCGAUUGGUAAAGACAUGAGAGAAGCAUUGGAAACAGCCGAAGAAGAUGAUAGCCAGAUGACGCCCGAAGAAAAGGCAGCGAAGGAAGCUCAGAGAGCCGAGUCAGAACAGGAAAGAAAUCGGGCACGAGAGGAACGUGUGGAGACGUUGUCAAGGAAAUUAAAAGAUAAGCUCAACAUAUAUGAUACCAAAGGUGAGAAGGAAUUCAAGGACUACAUCAAAAAAGAGGCUGAAGACUUGAAAUUUGAAAGCUAUGGUGUUGAGCUAUUGCAUGCUAUUGGGUUUGCGUAUGAUAUGAAGGUGAAUCAGUAUGCUAGUAAAAACUUUGCUUUUGGCCUCGGAGGCAUGUUUCAUUCUAUUAAAGAAAAGGGAUACAUCUUCAAACAGACAGUGGGUACAUUGAGGACUGCUUACGACUUACAAUCCACCUUUGGCGAACUUCAAAAAGCAGAAGAAAAGGGGUUAUCAGAGGAAGAGAGAGCAAAACUUGAAGAAACAGCUGCACAAAAGGGCUUAGAAGCUAUCUGGCGAGGAUCAAAAUUAGAAAUUGAAGGUGUUUUGCGUGAUGUUUGUGACGAAGUAUUAGGAGAUACCAGUUGCAGUAAAGAACAGAUUACUAGUCGUAUUCAUGCUUUGGGCAUUAUUGCAUCCAUUUAUCAAAAUGUGAAGCCAGAAGAUCAAACAGUUCCUAGCUCUUAAUAAACUCAUAUCUUUGCUAUUGCUUUGUAACCUAAAAUGAAACACUUGUAAG